UGCGGCGGCGCGGUCAGACAGCGCGGUGUUGGAGUGUGCUGGGGAUCUGGGAAGGUGCGAUCCAAGCCUCGUUUUCUGGCCGAGUUUCGGUUUCAGGCCUCGGCUGUCGGUUCGGUGCUGGGCCUCGCUGCGGAGAGCGGAUCGGGCGCCGUGUCUCGGUGCUGCUGCCGGCUGUCGCCAUGUUACUCACCGUAUACUGUGUGCGGCGCGACCUGAGUGAGAUCACCUUCACCCUGCAGGUGGACGGCAGCCUGGAGCUGGAGACCUUCCGGGCGCUCUGUGAAAUGGAGAGUAACGUUCCCGCUGCCGAGAGCCAGAUAAUCUUUGCAGAGAGGCCGUUAACAGAUGAUCAUCUGACACUGAAAGCGUAUGGACUGAAAGAUGGUGAUGUACUGGUGUUGCGACAGUUGGACAGACCACCAGUACAGUCUAGUCUACCGCUCCCAGGUGUAACAGGACUUCCCAGGAUUGAUUUCAGUGGCAUCUCAGUGCCUAGAUCACUGGGGGUCAGAAAUCCAGGGUCCGGAGCAACUAACCAGCACCAACCAGUGCCAACUCCCAGUACCUCUACUGUAUCUGCUCCCUCCAUGACACCUUCACACAGUUUGGAAAAUAAUCCAGCGUUACUCCGGGACAUGCUUUUGGCCAAUCCACAUGAGCUGUCACUGUUGAAGGAGAGGAAUCCCCCAUUGGCUGAGGCUCUUCUUAGUGGAGAUGUUGAUAAGUUUACAAGAGUGCUUCGAGAGCAGCAGUUGGAACGCGCCCGCCGUGAACAGGAGAGAAUCCGACUUCUGAAUGCUGAUCCCUUUGAUCUGGAGGCACAGGCUAAAAUUGAGGAAGACAUCAGGCAGCAGAACAUUGAGGAGAACAUGACAAUUGCAAUGGAAGAAUCGCCAGAGAGCUUUGGUCAGGUGGUAAUGCUCUACAUCAAUUGUAAGGUUAAUGGGAAUCCAGUUAAGGCAUUUGUAGAUUCAGGAGCACAGAUGACGAUCAUGAGCCAGGCAUGUGCGGAGAGAUGCAACAUCAUGCGCUUGGCUGACAGGCGGUGGGCAGGGAUCGCUAAAGGUGUUGGAACACAAAAAAUUAUUGGCAGGGUCCACUUAGCCCAGAUUCAGAUUGAAGGUGACUUUCUCCCUUGCUCCUUCUCCCUCCUGGAAGAUCAGCCAAUGGAUAUGUUGCUUGGACUCGACAUGCUCAAAAGGCAUCAGUGUUCAAUUGAUCUGAAGCGCAAUGUACUGGUUAUAGGCACCACAGGCACAGAGACACGCUUCUUAUCUGAAGCAGAGCUGCCAGACUGUGCCAGGUUGGCAUACGGUAUGCCACGAGAUGAUCUCCGCCCUGAGGAAUUAGCAGAUCAAGAGCUGGCUGAAGCACUACACAGAUCAGCAGAGGAAUCUGGAAACGAAAAUGGCAAAACUACCUCAUUGGAGAGCCCUUCAUUACCAGCACCUCAUCAUCUACAUCUUCCUCUUCCUAUUACAAGAAGUGACCUAUCAGAACUUCCCCAACCCCAAAAUCAGUUGGACCGCUCUUUAUCAGUUCCCGCUAGCCUUCCCUCACAAAACCAGAAGAAACUUGAAUUUUCAGAUGCAAAAAGCUUUCAGAUCCCUGAGCGCAUGGAAACCGAGGCAGAAAACCAGAAGCCUUUACAAUCAUUAGAUAAUCUGUUGACUUCUCUGUCUCCAGAUAGUCUGUCUGCUUCUUCUCAGGCAUCAUUAGGAGAAAAGCACAUACCCCAACACAAAAACAUUUAUUGUAGUCCACAGAACAGUCUGAAGCAUCCAAGUUCAGAUGCUGGCAAUGAAUUUCUGCCAAAACGUGUAUUGACAGACAUGAGUUCACAGAAAACUGGCAUGGAAAUGUAUGAUGCACAGGAAGACCAAAGUGAAAGAACAAAAACUCAGCUGGAAAACCUAAACAAAGAAAGAAUGGAUUUGGAGGAGCCACUAGUAAGAAAAACUGUAGAGUGUUCUCAAUCAGUACAAUCAAAUACUGAUUCUAUGUUUGAUAUGAUUGUGGAUAACACAUCAACCCAAGUACCCUCAACUAAUGGCUCCCCUAGUAGUAACGAAGUGCAGCAGCCCAGUGAAAUUGGAAAGGGAAUUGAUGAUCCAGAUACCAAUCUGCAGCACAUCACUGUACCAUCUGAAAUAGACGUCAGAACAGAUGAUCCGUGUAGUUGUCAGAAGAAAACUGAGAUUGGUGGAAGACCAUUAAAUGAUGCUUUAAUUGGGAACAAUGAGAUUUGUGAUGCUGGAAUGAUGUGCUGCACAGAGCAGCAGGUAGAGAAUGUGGCAUCAACAAAUUCAAACAUCCACAACCAGGAGGAGAAAGCCCUUAUUUCUGAAAAGGAACUUGAGAAAAACUGUCCAAACUCCUGUCCACUUGAGGUGGAUAUACCUGUUGAGUUUACAAAUGAUGACACGGAAGAACAGUCUGAAGUUGUUUUUGAUGUUGGUAAAAAGCAAGAAGAGAUACAUUUGUGUACUGAGAUUAAAAUGUCUUCCGAUCAGCAGCAUCAGACUUCAGAAUCCAGUCAGUAUGAUUCACACCUAUCCCCUGUGGCCACUUUAUUCGAAUUGCAUCGUGAAUUAGUUUCUUCUUGUCAGGAAACUUCCUUGCAGGUGUCAGCCAAAUUAGACGAUCAUAAUCAGCCAGUCACAACAAAUCAGGAAGAACACUUUCAGCAAAUGGAGGUCUGUAAUGAGUGCUUAGAGAAUGAUGCCUUAAAUGAGCUAUGUCUUAACGCAGAACUGAUACCUGAAAUGGAAAAGGAGCCAGAGUUGGCAGCUGAAUCUGAAACUUCUAACAGAGACAUACCCAUCCACAUGACACAUGAUGAAUCUGAGGAAAUUUUGAUACAGGAAACAAAGGACAUGGAUGGGGAUUUCAUUCUUGUGUCGAAACAUUUACCUAAUGAAAUGGAGGUUUCCCCAAGUGACAAAUUGUUGGAGGCCCAAGAAUUAUCACUACACAAUAUCAAAUAUGCAUCUGACACUGCAGUAGUUAAAAGUAGUCAGACAUCUCAAAGUACUGAGACGCAUUUGGUAACACAUAACGUAGGUAGUUGUGCAGAGGUUUCAGGUGCUUCAGUGAUGUGUGAAGAGACUGUGGAAGCCACCAUGGAUCAACCUGAAAGGCAUUCUCUGGAUAGUCCUGCUGAACUAUGCUCUUCAGAUUUGUCAAACCAGCUUUUCCCAGCAGCGAACAUCGAACGAAUAAGAACAUCAGGAUUUAGUCAGCAGGAAGCAGUGGAAGCUCUUGAACGUUGUCAUGGAAACACAGAUUUGGCUCUUCUGGUUCUUCUCGCAAGAGGAAUUGUGGUUCCUACGUGAAGUAGUUCAGUAUAUAACAGUUGCACAAUAAUAAACUGGUACUGUUUAGACAUCUGGGCUGACAAAUGUGUGCAUCUUUAAUUGAAAGAAAGGAAGUUUAAAUCAGAGUUCACUUUUUUAGUAUUGUGUAACUGGUUUUAACAAUUGAUUAUCAUCACAUACAGCAAACUUGUUACAUUACGGCAGCAUUUUCUGUGCCAUCCUGAAGUUAUUAAUCCACUCCAGCAUAUCCACAGGUACCCAUAAACCCAAACAACACACCUAUUUAAAUAUUGUACCUAAUGCUACUUAGAAUUAAAAAUGCCUAUGAUAUUUUUCACUGAAUAUUCUCAAAGAUGGUUUGCAACAGCAAGACAAAGGACAUAAGCGGUGGGCUUAAAUUCUUGGGAGAUGAUAUAUGCACAAGAUUCAUGGUGGAAUCAUGUUAGAUUUUAAACUAUGUGCAAGGUCAGAAAAUGCCUACAUAAGAUUUGAGUUUUGGUGUUUGAUUUAAGUAUAGGGAGAAGUGAAAAAAUUCUAUCAUGUUUCCUCCAUAGAAGUUCAAUGUACUUUGCCUUCUGAGUACAGAGUUUUUUAGAAUUCUUUUACUCUUUUAUAGCCUUUAUCAAAUCUGAGUCAGCAACACCACCUUUGCUGGACAUUGGUCUUGUGUAACUGAGGCAUAUUCAGUAUUCACACUUGGCUAAAGUUAUAUUUUGGAUUUUUUUGUUAGGCGCCACUAGUGAUGUUGCUGUAAUCUUCAAUGGGUGCUUAUUGCAAUCUCUAAUCUUUUUUUUAAACCAAAUAAAAAAAAUUAUUGCCAACAAUAUUGGUUUGUUUGUGCUGAUGAUCAUACUUAUGAAGAUAUGUGAUAAAGGCUCGAAAUUUGAACUGUUCCUGUUUCUUACCUCUGAUAGCUGAUUUCAGCUAAAGUGCCAAUACUAGUCGUUAAGCCAUUAGGAACAGUGCAAGAAGACGAUCUUUAUUCCAUGCUGGGCAUGUACAGUAAAUGUCUGAAGCUGUUCAG
Mobula hypostoma (lesser devil ray) is the source of this 4341-nucleotide messenger RNA. RefSeq names its product DNA-damage inducible protein 2 (gene ddi2). Lineage: Eukaryota; Metazoa; Chordata; Chondrichthyes; Myliobatiformes; Myliobatidae. Gene Ontology annotation, biological process: proteolysis. The record is from RefSeq and is a predicted model, not a curated record. The coding region runs from base 180 to 3335 and encodes 1051 amino acids. Gene Ontology annotation, molecular function: protein binding; aspartic-type endopeptidase activity. The transcript is spliced from 9 exons.